Aspergillus terreus NIH2624 is the source of this 804-nucleotide messenger RNA. Its product is annotated as ER membrane complex subunit EMC3. Lineage: Eukaryota; Fungi; Ascomycota; Eurotiomycetes; Eurotiales; Aspergillaceae. The transcript is spliced from 5 exons. The record is from RefSeq and is a predicted model, not a curated record. Gene Ontology annotation, biological process: protein folding in endoplasmic reticulum. Gene Ontology annotation, cellular component: membrane; EMC complex. Bases 1 to 804 code for a protein of 267 amino acids.
AUGGCAUUGCAAGGGGUCGAGCAGACGAUCCUGCGGGAUCCCGCUCUCUUUUACUGGAUCCUCUUCCCCAUCUCCAUUGUCAUGAUCUUAACUGGUAUCCUCCGCCACUAUGCCACUGUCCUGAUGAACAACCCGCCCAAGCCCCCGUCGACCGCCGCAGAGUCCCGCGAACGCCUCGGACUCAUACGCGGCGUGAACCUCCGCAACAACGGCUUCGUCCUGACCAAAGAAGCCUUCGAGCAGCGCAAGAACUACCUUGUGUCCGCGUACCACAAUGGCGAGUUCCUCAAGGACCCGGCCAACCGCGGCCAGCCCCCCGCGAACCCGAUGACCGACCCGGCGGGCAUGGAGGCCAUGAUGGGCAUGAUGAAGGGAAACAUGAUGAUGAUGAUCCCCCAGACGUUGAUCAUGAGCUGGAUCAACGCUUUCUUUUCGGGAUUCGUUAUUUUGAAAUUGCCCUUCCCCCUGACUAUCCGGUUCAAGUCGAUGCUGCAGUCCGGUGUCAUGACCCGUGACCUGGAUGUGCGGUGGGUGUCGAGUCUGUCGUGGUAUUUCUUGAACUUGUUUGGCCUGCAGUCGGUGUUUGGGUUCAUUCUGGGUAGUGAUAAUGCUGCAAACCACAUGUCCCAGCAGAUGGCGAACAUGAACCCGGCGGCCAGCGUCAAUCCCUUCCAGCCCGGCCAGGACCCGGAUAAGCUGUACCAGAAUGAGGCCGAGAACCUGGAGGUCGUGGAGCACUUUUGCAUUCUGGACGGAAUUGAGGACCGGAUCCUGCAUAACAUUGCUUCGAAGAAGGCUUACUAG